AUGAGCGCAGUGUGUCGCGUGCCGUGGCGGGCGUUCAAGAUUGAACCCGCCACGGUGAUCGGGAAAACACCCAAAGCCACAUCCUCCGGGUCCCCGUUCUCUACUUCAAGUACCUUGUCACGACCGUCGGCUCGCUCCCUAUACAAUGUUCCACCAUGCCAGGCAUUUUCAGCCCCUCGCCGUGCCUUUUCCGCCAAGGCCCCUCUUCUGUCGGGCGAACGGCCGGAGUCUGGAAAAGCCACUGGAUCACAGCGUAGGCUGAUCAAGUGGCUGGUUGUCGCUGGUAUUGUCGGUGUGGGCGCUGUCACAUUUUCGGAACAGGCGGGACAUGCAUAUGGUGCGGCGAAGCGGAGUGGUCGCGUUGUUGGCACAUUGGCUGUCUGUAUCAACGACUACCGUGUCACCCUAAAGCAAGAAGCCUCAAGCCCCGCAGAGCACGACGCCCUCGUUCGCGCAUGUCACCAACGCUGCGCCGAGCGCACCCUCCGCGUGCUCGAAAAGAACGGCUCAAUCUUCAUCAAGUUGGGCCAGCACCUCAGCAGCAUGGGAUACCUCCUCCCCAUUGAAUGGACCUCGACCUUCAUCCCACUUCAAGACAAAUGCCCCGUCUCAUCCAUCGAGUCGAUCAACGAGUUGUUCCGCAAAGAUACCGGCCAGAGCAUGGACGAGCUCUUCGAUUCCUUCGAGCCGAUACCCACUGGCGCUGCUUCUCUGGCCCAAGUACACAUUGCUACACUCAAAGGAAACGGACAGAAAGUUGCUGUCAAAGUGCAACACCCUGCGCUUGAUGAGUGGGUGCCACUCGAUCUCGCUCUGACCCGAUUUACUUUCUCCAUGCUGAAGCGCUUCUUCCCGGACUACGAUUUGGAAUGGCUAUCCAAGGAAAUGGACUUCUCGCUGCCCCAGGAACUGGAUUUCCGCAUGGAGGCGCAGAAUGCCACCCACGCCAGCGAGUACUUCAAAAAGAACUCUGAUUCACCAUUGGUUAUCCCCGAAGUGAUCUGGUCCCAGAAACGCAUUCUCGUCAUGGAGUAUAUCGCCGGUCAACGCCCCGACAACCUCGCCUACCUGGAUGCGAACAACAUCGACCGCGACGAAGUCUCCGCAGCGCUCGCACACAUCUUCAACGAAAUGAUCUUCGGCGAAGAUGCCCCUCUCCACUGCGAUCCUCACGGCGGCAACAUCGCCAUCCGACCCAACCACACACGCUCCCACCCGAACUUCGACAUCGUCCUCUACGACCACGGUCUAUACCGCAAUAUCGACCGAGACCUGCGCCGCAACUACGCAAAGCUCUGGCUGGCUGUUAUUGAUGCGGAUGUUCCACGGAUGCGCGAGUAUGCCCACAAGGUCGCCGGCGUAACGGACGAACAAUUCCCACUCUUCGCUAGUGCCAUCACAGGACGGGAUUUCAGCGUACUCAAGAGCAAGAGCGUGGUUUCUUCGAGGACUGCGGAGGAGAAGAAGGAAAUCUCUGGCGCGUUGGGCGAAGGCAUGCUGCAACAGCUGGUUGUCUUGCUUGGACAGGUCCCAAGAAUCAUUCUACUGAUUCUCAAGACCAAUGAUUUGACACGAAGCUUGGAUGAGAAUCUGCAUACGCGCCAGGGUCCGAUGCGCUCGUUCCUGAUUCUGGCGAGGUAUGCUGCUCGGACUGUUUUCCGGGAGCAGAUGGAGUCUAUCAAGGAGUCUGGUGGAGUGUUUGUUAAUUUCUUCCGCUUCUUGUGUGCCUACGCGAGCUUCCUCCGCGUUGAGGUCAAGCUUUCUGUCUAUGAGACGCUACUGUCUGUCAAGACUCGCUUUGGGAUCCGAAGCGCUUAG
This is a messenger RNA of Penicillium brevicompactum, 1818 nucleotides long. RefSeq names its product ABC1 kinase family protein. Gene Ontology annotation, biological process: mitochondrion organization; lipid homeostasis. Gene Ontology annotation, cellular component: mitochondrial inner membrane. The transcript has 4 exons. Lineage: Eukaryota; Fungi; Ascomycota; Eurotiomycetes; Eurotiales; Aspergillaceae. The record is from RefSeq and is a predicted model, not a curated record. Bases 1 to 1818 code for a protein of 605 amino acids.